Hyaloscypha bicolor E is the source of this 482-nucleotide messenger RNA. RefSeq lists its product as uncharacterized. The record is from RefSeq and is a predicted model, not a curated record. Lineage: Eukaryota; Fungi; Ascomycota; Leotiomycetes; Helotiales; Hyaloscyphaceae. The coding region runs from base 62 to 409 and encodes 115 amino acids. The transcript has 2 exons.
GACUGAUUGAAGUUAUACGCAAUUACCAGAUCAAACCAAAUCUUCCACAGACACAGAACAAAUGUCUUUUUCGUAUGCCAUUUGGCAGAUCGACGAUGCGAACUUGAGCUACUAUUACAGACCUGAAGAAACAGCUUAUGGAAUCUACUAUAGGUUGAAGCAGCCGGCGGAAGGCUUUCCUGAAGGUUUCUAUGCAUCUGAGCGAGCUCAAGAAAUGGCAGAUCACAAUCAACAGUUGCAGAUGGCACAAACCUCUGGUGACUCGGCUAAGAGGGAAAGAGGAAAAAGGGUGGAUGACGACACCACUCUCCCUUCAGAGAGGAUAAAAGCUGGUGCGAAAGAAGCCGGCGGACAAAUCCUAUCUUCUGGUGAUAUGGCGAGGGGAUCUCGCAGGAAAAAGACGAAGUGAUGAGAGGAAGGAGGCUGAGAGAUCACCGCCCUGGGAAUAUCCAGAGAAAUAUUAAAACACUCGUGGAUCCCGC